Molecule: messenger RNA, 2667 nt
Organism: Alternaria metachromatica
Lineage: Eukaryota; Fungi; Ascomycota; Dothideomycetes; Pleosporales; Pleosporaceae
Exons: 2
Coding region: 1-2667 (888 amino acids)
Source: RefSeq, a predicted model, not a curated record
AUGCCCCGAAGCAUUGAACUAUACUCGCCUGAGACUUACCAAGCUCACACCAAGUCGGCCUUAGCCGUGCAGGUGGCUAUCCACUCCACCAGCACCAGUCCCAGUCACCCUCUGAUAACAUUGCCGCAAGCGCUGGUCCAGACGAAGCGCAUCCACGAGAGCUCCAGCGGCCUGUCUACCUUCACACCGACUACGACAAAGGACGCCCCCAUUGUGCAGAUCGCCAGGCUGUCAAGCAUUCCGGGGUCAGUUUCAUCUGACGCGUUCAAUGCAGAUCAAAUGCUAAAUCACCGCAGUCAUACUAUGCAGUCACCCAACAAGCUCUGUCCGCCCACCAUAGUGGUCACAGCACCAUCAUCUUUCGAGGAUACGCUCUCAACAUCUGCAAACAUCGGAAGCGUACCGCAUAACUCAGCGACUUCAAAGCUCCAUGUCAACAUGAUUGAUGACGAAGACUGUGAUCAUCUUGCUUAUAUCAAGUCGCUCGGCCCAAAGUUCCGCGGAGUCGAAGAUUUGGUCACUCAUCCAAAAGCAGAUGACGGUGGCUUUGGCUUGUUGAACGACAUGGCUUCGUCCUCUCUGAACUCCGAUUUCGACUAUGAGGGUGAGUACAAAGACUACGAGUAUACCCACGGGAUUCUCGAAGGGAUGGGCGUUGGAUGCGAAGAACUGAGUGCUUGGCCAUACACCCACACUUACUUCCGCACCGAGAUGCCAGAUGGCAGCAAGAUUAUCAUGGCAAAGUUCCAUGAUUAUGCAAAACAAUAUACAGGCCGGCCAGCUUUCCAGGGUCACAAGGUCAGCGACGAGGUUCAACAGCACUUCAUGGACCUUGCUUGCGAUGUGUCCAACUACAAGCCACACUUGCAUCUUCUCGCAAGGAAAUUCGAACCUGUUGUGGAUGAGGAAGAGCCUCGCCUGAACAUUGGUUGUUUCGAGUAUCCUCGUCAGUUCCCAGCUGUGUGGAACGAAGACUUUGACGAGAUUCCGUUGCCUCUUGGAGAAGAACGUGUAGUUGUCGGACUAGUUCGUUCCGGUAAUCAGCGCAAAAUCGUCUACGAGACGAUGAAAGUGCGCAACGAUAUGCCGGGCGACCCAAUGGUAUAUUCCUCCUGCCAAAAGGGUAUCGAAGCAGCUCGCGCGCUCGCCGAGUACCAGGAAGACGAUGAGCAGAUCCAACAGGCUACGCCAAUCCCUGAAAGCGAUCGGCCUUGUUUUGAAGGAGGACUACGACUAGACGAUGUACCAAAAGCAAAGUGGGAUCACCUUCACGCUUUCCCAGGCGAAAACGAUGGAUUCGUCCAAGGUAUCCUGGAUAGAUUGGAGAAGCUACGCGCUCAACCGGAACGCUAUGAUCAUCUAGUCGCAAACGAUUCACACGAGUAUGCGGCCGGCAGUAUCCUUGGAGAUCGGAAAGGUCUCGAAGAAAACAUGAUUGUCGGUCUCUGGAAUGACUUGUACGAUCAAGAGGAGUGCGACACCGAGGCACUACGCGAACAGGGGCUGCUUAAUCCCGAAGACGACUUUGGCGAUAACCCAGAGUACCGGAAGGCAAAGAAGAUUUGGUGGGAGCAGAAGAUGGGUAUCCGCGGCACUGAAGCCAUUGUCCGGUAUCACAUGGAGCACGUUCGCUCACGGCGACGCCCAAAUCGAGCUGCAUACUUCCUGACCGAGGAAGACGAUGCCAUUCUGAACAAAAAUUCGCCGGAAUACCCAGCAUCGCGCGCUAAACCCGGGAAGGUUCCUGAUGGAUAUCAAUUCUACGACGAGCUUCACGACAGCCCGGUGGGUUGGACGGCAAAGUCUGGAUGCUGGAUUCGGCCGUGGCGCCUCUCGGUUACCAACACCAUCCCACACGACGACUUCGACGAAGAAUGUCGCGAGGCCUACGAUGCGCUCGUGGAAUACCAGGACAGCCGCGAACCAGGCUGCGAAGCACACAAAGAGCCAGAACAGUUUGCGCGCCCGCUACUGGCGGGGCGCCGUGUUCCUACUAUGGCUGCGCUAGAGCGGAAACGCAGCGAUUCGGGUGUUCAGUUAGAUAGCAUCACUGGUCCCGUUGGCCUAACUGCUGGAUUUAAUUGUGCACCCGGCAAGAUUCCUGCGGCUCUUCCAGUUGUCAACCGCAGCGCUUCAGUGUUGAAAGCUACAGCUCGCACGUCAGGCGGACUCAUGGAGCAUCUCCUGACAGUUCGCGAUGAUGAGGAAACCGGUCCGGCUGAUGCGGUAGCUAAUGCGCCUUCUCCGAAGUUCCUCAAGGCUUUCCUGGAAAAGAAGAAGAAUCGCAGUGCACCUUCUUCAAAAUUUCUCAGGGCGUUCCUGGAGAAAAAGGCCUUCGGAGGUGCUGUUAAAUCCAGCAUCCAAAUUCCGCCUGGCAUUCUCGCCGACUAUUCGGCAGUUGAGGAUGAAAUUCGUGAUCAAGACUCAGGCAUUCCCUGUAACUUGAUACAACACAAUGCACCCGGUCCUGUCCCUAUCCCGGGACGGGUCUGGGUACGCUCAUCGAACCCCGAGAUGAGCCGUGAUCAACGUCGCGAACAGCAGGUCACUGUUCCCGAUGGUAUAGCUCUGACCCGACCGAGGAAUGAUGCCGAGAACCGGUUGAUGAAUUCACUUCAUCUGCCCGUCAGCAAGGCUGAUCCCAUGCAUCGCCCUCGAAGAAGAUAA